UUUUCAAGGGAAUUUAUGCAGAAAAGUGCCCGGAGGCACAGGGCACCCCCCACCGCCCAGGCUGUGCUGUGCUCCCCUCGUAUCCUCGGCCCAUGCUGUGGGGACGCGGGUGGGGGCACGGCACGGGGCUGGCGGCAGUGGGGCGGGAAGGCCCCUCCCGUCACGUCCUGUCCCGUCCCACUGCCCCGGGGCGGGCCGCCCGCGACACAUAUAGGGACGGUUCGGGGCCUGGGCUGCACUCAUUGCGGUGUGAGCGGUCGCGCCCUCGCUUUUACUCCGAGAGAAGCGUCCUCCUCGCUGCCAUGGCCUCGGUACCUUCUGCAGGCUGCCUCCUGGCCAGGAACCAGUACUACCGCACAAGGCAGAACUCGGAAUCCAGCGUUUCUUCCAGCUCCUACUGCUGUUCCGAUCCUGUGAGCGUUGCAGAGCAGGACAAAGCAUUUCAUGGGUUACCUGAAUUACUCGAUAAAUGCUGGUGGAUAAAAAGCUUUUUCCAUUGUGAACCAUCUCCACCAACUGUUGGCAGAAAAGCACUAUCAGCAAGCAGUACCAACAGUUGAAUAUGAAAACAAGCUGGAUUACUGUCUGAGAUACUGCACACGGACUUGUUUUUCCAAGAGGCUUGGGAUCUUCUAAGCAUCUGGGUUCAGCUGCAAGAAGAAAACGAAACGUAUAGGAGGGAGGAAAGGCAUACUUUCAAAAGAUGUCAGUAGCUUAAAAAGUAUAAUGGACAUGUCCUUGGCUUACCUUCUUCAUUAUGGAGUUGCUAUAAUUUUAGAUGACUCUAAUGAAAGUUACCUGAUGACUUAUUUGGAUACUUAAGGAAAAAAAAAAUGACAGUAAGAUAGUGUAGGUUUAAAAGUAUGUGCAUGGAAUGACUUUGCAAUAGGUGAUACUUAUCUGAAGUUUUACCUUUUAAAAUAUCAGCUCUGUAGACAUUCACUGCUGUAAACAUGUCACAAACAGAUCAGUCCUCCUGACUGUAUUGUACAUAUUUUCCGACAGCUGUUCUGGAUCAGUGAUAGACAUCAGAGUUAGCAAGAAUGCUUGCUAAUAGAUUUGCUUUUAGAAAGCCCAACUACACAGAGAAACAACGUUUGCUGUGUUCCACCUGGCUGUGUAGACCCCAACCACAAAUACAUAGAUACACUUUUCAUUCACAACUAUGCACAUUCAUAUUUGAGGACGGAAUAGCAGGAAGAUGGGUAAUCCUAAUGGACACUGACAUCUUCCAAGCAGAAGUGUAAUCUUAAUCAGGGUUGAAACUCAGCUGUGUUUUACUUUCAAAUUACUCUCACCUUCUUUGCUGCAUUUUAAAGACCUACUUGUUCUCAAGUGAGUAAUCCUAUCAGCAUUCACUGCUGUCCAUCAGCUUAGUUUGUAAGGUCUAAGAGCUGGCAAAGUGUUCAACUCAAAGCGAUCACAUUAAUGUUAAUAACAAAGUCUGUCUUUGUCAGAAUACAUGCUAUUGAAAGAUACUGUAGUAUGUUUUCAUUUGCAACUCAGCAUUGCAAAGCAGUAGAUGAUUGUUUGUACUACUGGCCAAGAUGCAUCAAAGGUCAUAGAAAAUAACAUAUUUGGCAGGAUGACAUCACUUCUGUGUAUUUAUCUGUGCAGUUUUUUUGAUGUGACAUCACUACAUCUAGCUGGCCUUAAUCCAUCACUGGAUGAAGCAACAAUAGCAAACAUUAUCAGUGUGAAUGUAAAUUUUUUAAAUUACAGAUUAGUGGUUGUCAGGGUAAUGCUUAGAACUCUAAAGUAUAUCAAAUGACUGCUUCAGUUUUGGUGUAGGUAACAAAUGUUUGCCGCAUAACAACAGAGAAGAACACGAUGAAAACAUGGUUUCAGAAAUCCUCAAAUUGCCUUGUUUUACCUUUUUCCUGUAUCACCAUUGUACAGUUUCAUCACUGUCCUUUCUCUAAGUGUACAGAAUGAACUAUUUUUGUAUGUGAUUUUUUUUUUGUAUUAAUAAAGAUUUAACUGGUAUUUAA
Numida meleagris (helmeted guineafowl) is the source of this 1991-nucleotide messenger RNA. It is a transcript of the gene PPDPFL, whose product is annotated as chromosome 2 C8orf22 homolog. The record is from RefSeq and is a predicted model, not a curated record. Gene Ontology annotation, biological process: multicellular organism development; cell differentiation. NCBI's taxonomy places the organism in Eukaryota, Metazoa, Chordata, Aves, Galliformes, Numididae. Bases 93 to 560 code for a protein of 155 amino acids. The transcript has 4 exons.